Molecule: messenger RNA, 928 nt
Organism: Lolium perenne
Lineage: Eukaryota; Viridiplantae; Streptophyta; Magnoliopsida; Poales; Poaceae
Product: psbP domain-containing protein 2, chloroplastic
Biological process (GO): photosynthesis
Cellular component (GO): photosystem II; extrinsic component of membrane; photosystem II oxygen evolving complex
Molecular function (GO): calcium ion binding
Source: RefSeq, a predicted model, not a curated record
ACGGAGCGGCAGAGGCGGCCAUAGCCGCGAGCGAGAACUUGUCUCUACAAAUCGAUGCCACUCGUCGGCUCCGUCGGCUGCCCUCGCCGCGGCCCGCCGCUGAAGCUCGCCCGCCGCACCCAGCACCCGCCUCCUCCUCCGCCCCUUACCAGGCGGGCCGUUUCCGCCGCUUCGCUGCUCCUCACAGCCGUCCCUUUCCUCGCCUCGUCACCGCAACUCCCCGUGGCCUCAGCAUCGGAAACGGAUGCAGAAGCCGUGGGAGGAGGAGGAAGCGCGGCGGUGCUGGAGCUGGAGCGGUACACCGACCAGGACCAGGGGUUCACCCUCCUCAAGCCCGCCUCAUGGCCCAAGGUGGAGAAGGCAGGCGCGACGGCUCUAUUUCAGCAGGAGGGGAAGGGGAGUAACAACAUCGGAGUCGUCGUCAACCCUGUCCGCCUCUCCUCGCUGACGGAUUUUGGUACGCCGCAGUUCGUCGCGGACAGGCUUCUGCAGGCAGAGAAGAAAAAGGAAAGUACCAAAUCCGCGGAGGUGAUUUCUACUGGAGAGAGAUCAGGUCAUGAUGGCCUGACAGUGUACGAAAUCGAGUACUCACUGGAUAGCACCAGGGGAGGGAUGAAGCGGAUCUUCACGGCGGCGUUUGUUGCUUCUAGAAAGCUCUACCUGCUCAAUGUAGCCCACUCUGAUACCGAGGAGAAGCCCUUGGACAAGCAGACUAGACUUGUUCUUGAGGAAGUCCUUCAUUCAUUUGAUACUGUAUAGUUUAUUCCUCUCAAAAAGAGUUACAUGUCUCUAUUUCUUGUCUCUACAAACUUCAGUCUAAACGUUUGGUUCUUUAUGUUUAUUUGUAAAAAAGAGUUAUAAGAAUGAGUCUCUAUGUUGUUCUUCAAAUACACUUGUAAAUGUUAUUAGCUUAUUUCAGCAUGCUCUA